Molecule: messenger RNA, 1554 nt
Organism: Necator americanus (New World hookworm)
Lineage: Eukaryota; Metazoa; Nematoda; Chromadorea; Rhabditida; Ancylostomatidae
Exons: 13
Coding region: 1-1554 (517 amino acids)
Biological process (GO): meiotic recombination checkpoint signaling; reciprocal meiotic recombination
Cellular component (GO): nucleus; chromosome
Molecular function (GO): ATP binding; ATP hydrolysis activity
Source: RefSeq, a predicted model, not a curated record
AUGGAAAACGACUUGAAGGAAGAACUGAAUAGAAGAAUGAGAACAGCAUGGGCAGCAUUCGCAGCCGUCAGGGAAGCUACGGACCAACUGACGGACCAAUAUCUUCGUGCCCAUCUGUUCGACUCGACACUCCUUCCAGCGCUCUGUUACGCAGCGGAGACAUUACCUGCAAAUUUAUUCUACGGGAAAAUGAUUCCUGAUCAGGUGGAUACAUCCUUUACUUCUCCGCAGAAAUGUGUUACGAACGGGACUUGUUCGUACUCGGAGAAAGUAGCAACGAAGACUUUCAGACCGCAAGUAGAGGUUCAUCUCAAGAAAGGAAUUGCGAAGUCUCAAGUGGAAGGAAAAUUGUCAGAAUUGGAAACACUUAUUAAAACACAAAGAAAUAUUCGAAAUUGGAUUCCAAUCGUAGUGGAGUCGACAGAUGCGGCGAGUGAAGAUUCCAAGUCGCUUACAGAGUUAAUACAAGGAAUAAUAGUUGGAUGCAUGAAUUUCCCUGACGCAUAUCACCUAGAUGAUAUCUUGGACACGAUAGCUUUGUGUGAACAAAAUGUACAUUUUUACAAACUUUACUGUGAUGGAGCCAUGUCUCAGUCUUUGUCAGUGGAUGAGAACUCUGACGAAACUGCGAUGGGUUCAUUGCUUUGGGAACUGCCGUGCACAGAAUUUGAGAAUCUUUGGGAGAAUUUGAUCUAUGACUCUGACCUGAAGAACGAACUUAUGUCUUAUGCUCACGCUCUCAUUCAUCUGUCUGACAAAGGAGCUGACAUGAAAGUAAUAAACGUAAAUCGACUCAUCAUUUUGCUCGGUCCUCCUGGUACUGGUAAAACUACUCUGUGCCGGGGGGUUGCACAGCAUCUUUCAAUUCGCUUGAAUUCGCGAUUCUCUUCUUCGGUGAUGGUGGAGAUCAACAGUCAUAGUUUAUUCUCAAAGUGGUUUUCAGAAAGCGGAAAGCUAGUGUUGAAAAUGUUCGACCAAAUAGACGAAAUGGCUGAAGAUGGAAAAUGCCUAGUAUUUGUUCUGAUCGAUGAGGUGGAAUCCCUUGGGAUGUCACGUGAUGCAUCCACCAGUCGAGGUGAUCCGGCAGAUUCAAUACGUGCUGUAAACGCGCUUCUCACUCAAAUCGACAGAAUUCGUCGUCUGGACCAUUUUGGCCGAUCAAAUGUUAUCGUCCUAUGCACCUCGAACUUGGAAGAUUGUCUUGACCGUGCACUGCUGGAUCGUGCGGAUGUUGUAAAACACGUUGGACAACCAUCUGCUACGGCACUUUAUUCUAUUCUUGCCAGAUGUAUCGAAGAACUGACAAGGAUCAAAGUUGUUACCACAGAGGAACGAAUUCCACAUGUAAGAGAGCUGAAAGACAAUGCUGCUAUGUAUCCUGCUGGUUGCGAAUUAAUGGAGCUAGCUAGGUUAGCGCAAGGACUUAGUGGGCGCUCCAUACGACAAGUUCCCGCACUGGCAUGGUCGAAAUCAGACGGGGAUGCAGUUUCACUCAACAAUUGUCUCCUGUUAUUCAGAGAAGCGAUACUGGAGAAAGCAGAACGUUGUAAGUAA